GGACGUGCCGUACUGGGUAUCUGCCCUGUUUCCUGGGGAGGCCGAGACGCUUCCCGACGGCUCGUCGGUGGAGGCGGCUGUGCGGGCGAUGCUGGAUCCGGGUGUUGGGCCGGUGAGGCCUUGGGGGGUCGGGAUCAACUGCACCAAGACUUGGAAGCUGGACUCGCUGCUGCGGAAGUACGAGAGGGAAAUCGCCAAGAUGGUUGAGGAGGGGACAAUCAACGAGUGGCCGGCGCUGGUCCUCUACCCCGACGGCACAAACGGGGAGGUCUACAACACGGAGACUCAGAAGUGGGAGGUUCCCGUUGACGGGUUGGGGGAGAAUCAAAUUCCAUGGGAGAAGCAGCUGGCUGAUGUCGUGAGGCAGACUCAGAGGAGAGGAUCGUGGCCAGAGAUCCUUGUGGGCGGAUGUUGCAUGGCAUCGUAUAAGAGUAUCGCAAACCUACGUGCGACUUUACUUCCCGAGAGCUCG
Clonostachys rhizophaga is the source of this 472-nucleotide messenger RNA. NCBI's taxonomy places the organism in Eukaryota, Fungi, Ascomycota, Sordariomycetes, Hypocreales, Bionectriaceae. The record is from the annotation of a GenBank genome assembly.